AUGGAACUCUCCGAAAAAGGUACAGCGCAAAUAAAGGACAAGAGUACGGAACUCGUCAGUGUGGAUCACCUUAAAGCAGGAAAGAAACCUUCGAGGAAAAAUGCAGAAUUUGCUGCAAUUAAAGACAUACAGAUACAAUUGAAAUUAAAGAAGGACGCAUCUCCGGUCUUCGUAGAAGCUCGUCCUGUCUCUUUUAAAUUACAAAUGUUAAUCCAAAAAGAGCUUGAUACAUUAGAAAAAGCAGGUAUAAUUGAGAAAAUCGAGUCGUGUAAAUGGGCUACACCAAUAGUUCCAAUUUUGAAAAAGGAUGGCAAAAUACGUAUUUGCGGGGACUACAAAGCUACACUUAAUCCGUAUUUAAUAGUCGACGAGUACCCUUUUCUUACAGUUGACGAGUUGUUUUUGAAACUUAGAAACGGAAAAAAAAUUUCGAAAAUUGACUUGAAACAAGCAUACCUGCAAUUAAAAAUAGCACCGGAAAAUCGCAAGCUAUUAACUAUCAGUACAUUCAAAGGACUAUACAAAGUAAAUCGUAUGAUGUACGGGAUUGCACCGGGUCCUCGUGAACCCGUGAACUAUUAA
Trachymyrmex cornetzi is the source of this 582-nucleotide messenger RNA. RefSeq lists its product as uncharacterized. The transcript has 2 exons. The record is from RefSeq and is a predicted model, not a curated record. The coding region runs from base 1 to 582 and encodes 193 amino acids. Lineage: Eukaryota; Metazoa; Arthropoda; Insecta; Hymenoptera; Formicidae.